AUGACUGGCUAUUUUGGCUGUCUGGACAUGACUGUGCAGAAGGUUUUCACGGUGUUUGAAAUCUUUAGAGGCUCCAGUUUCACAAAGUACUACCUCAACAGCCCUCUCCAGUCAAGGCUCUCUGCCACCUGCUAUGCCACUGUCUAUGUUCGUGAAGUCAGUUUCUCUGCGGAGGCUGAGGCGUUGGCAUACACAUACCUACCUCUCUCCUCUGACUGUGCUCCCACACUUCCCCUCUCACUCUCCCUCUCUCUGCUGCCUCUGGAUGGAGAAGGAGUGGUCCUAGCAGCCAGUGACCAGGAGAGUAGUGUGCUGGUGGUACUGGAGUCUGGCCAAAUCAGAGUCACAGUCUCCACUGGAACUGAUUCUAUCUCCCUUUCCUCUCAAGAACAACUAGAGCUGGGAAUUUGGCACUACAUCCAUGUCAGCCUCACAUCUUUCCCGUCUCAGGAGCUUCAGCUCUUUGUGAACGGCAUUCUCCACCAUGCAAUUCCUCUCUCACUGACAAGCUUCUCUCUCGACUUGCCAACCUCAGCCCCAGUGGGUGUGGCUGACCCCACACCAGUACUGUUCCUGGGCCAAGUCACACAAGACUUUAAUCGGAGCAGCAACCUCCCUUCAUUCACUGGCUGUAUGAGGGACCUAACCAUUGACCUCUGCCCCGUCAGUUUUCAGUCGCGGUCGCUAGUGGACUCCUACCCCCCGGGGGUGACCUACCACUCCUGCCCAUCAGCACCUAGAGCAGUACCGGAAUUGCCGGUCCAGCCUGAGCCUCCUCAACAGAGGGUGUGUCUGGAGGCAGAACCAGUUGAACUACGCUCCACCCAUGGAGGAUUUAGCCGUGACACAAGUUUGGAAACCAGCAGUGUAGCAGGCCUCUUUGGCAGGCAAGCACCCUCCUAUACUCAUCGGAGGGCAGGUCACGUGGUAACAGUGAGAAGUGUCUCUGGAGCCACAGUCAAGGUGGAGGUGGUGGAGGAAGGGAGACUAGCUCUCACUCUCAUCUCUGAUAGUGGAACAACAGCAUCCUCUACUACUAGUCCUCUUCCCCAUGAUAUCUUCACUCCAUUGACGGUUAGCUGUUCAGUGGUCCCCCCUGCCAUCCUUUGCAACCUAACAGUGGCUGGUCUGCCUCUCUCAGUGGCAGCUGAGGCUUCAUUCACUAGCUCUGUGUUUGACCCCGCAAUUCCCAUCAGUCUUGGAAUGACACAAGACAACCUGGGAAACUCAGUAGAAGGGUUUGAGGGUUGCAUCAGUGAUCUCGCAAUCAAUGGAGACAUGACUGGGUUCCAAGGAGUGGUGACUGACAUUCCUUGUUACAAUCAGACAGUGCCUGGACUGGGGUUCACAGGCAUCUCCAGAAUCAAACUCUCACUGCCGUCACCGGAGGAGGCAGGAGGAGACGUGAGGGUGGCUCUAACAGUGAGACCUCUGCUGGAGACGGGAGUCGUUCUGGUGCUGACAUCGCCUCUUGCUCCCCAGCCAGUGCUUAUAGUGGGACUGGUACAAGGAGAGGUGAGGGCCUCACUUGCAGACGUUCAUGAUUCAAUAGCAAACAAGAAUUUCACGAACAACAGAGUAAUGACUGUUACCCUAUAUCUUUUCCAGCUGCGAGUGUCUCGGCCAUCUGGCGAGUAUCUGACACUAGCCGAGGGACUGUGUGACCCAACCAAUGAAAUGGUGUUUGAGCUCUCUGUGAGCUACACAGCCGUCCAGCUCUCAGUGGCUCUCAGUGGUGGUGCUCCUGCUAACUACCCUCCUCCUCCCUCCCUGACUCAGUUUGGGGAGCUGGUGCUCACCAUUGGCAAUUUACCAGAUACGCUACCAACUGAAGCAGAUGUGUCUCUGCUGUUGGGCAGUGACAUGCUGCCAGCAGCCCAGCCUGCAGGCUUGGUUGGCUGCGUCCUGUCUCACUCAGUGCAGAGCCAGCCCCUCAAUCUAGCCUCUGUGACUCACGCAAACAUUGUCAAUGGCUUCUGUGUCGAUAACUAGAAUUCCUCUGUUGUCAAUAGCUUAACCAGC
Molecule: messenger RNA, 2022 nt
Organism: Geodia barretti
Lineage: Eukaryota; Metazoa; Porifera; Demospongiae; Tetractinellida; Geodiidae
Source: the annotation of a GenBank genome assembly